This is a messenger RNA of Vespa crabro (European hornet), 5143 nucleotides long. RefSeq lists its product as uncharacterized. The record is from RefSeq and is a predicted model, not a curated record. NCBI's taxonomy places the organism in Eukaryota, Metazoa, Arthropoda, Insecta, Hymenoptera, Vespidae. The coding region runs from base 1037 to 4672 and encodes 1211 amino acids. The transcript has 2 exons. Gene Ontology annotation, cellular component: nucleus. Gene Ontology annotation, molecular function: DNA-binding transcription factor activity; zinc ion binding; RNA polymerase II cis-regulatory region sequence-specific DNA binding. Gene Ontology annotation, biological process: regulation of transcription by RNA polymerase II.
UUAGAGCGAUACGCAUAGUCGAGUGACGCCACGCUAACGAAAGGAUAUAGAAAGAAGUGUGUUUCACGGAGGCGCCAUAAUAGCGCCAUUUAGAGAGGGAGCGGUGUUGUACGUUUCGUUUCGUACGAACGCAACGCGAUAGACGCGCGACGCUUUUUCCCGCUUCUUAUUACCGACGCUCGGCGUCAUUCCUUCGGUUCAUGGUUGUCCCCUCGGCGACGAACACGAGAGAGAAAAUACGAGAGAGAAAAAAUAUUCUAUAGAUAAAUAAUUGGCGAUAGACGUGAAAGGCGGAGGAACGAAAAAGUAAGGAAGAAGAAGAAGAAGAAGGAAGAAGAAGAAGAAGGAAAGAAAGAAGGAAGGAAAGAAGAAACGAAGAAAGAAAGAUAGAAAGAUAGAAAGAAAGAAAGAACGAGGAAGAAGAAAAAUAAAGGAUAGAAAGAAAGAAAGAAAGAAAAAGAGAGAAUAAGGAUUACAUUGAAGGUGGUGGUGGUGGUGGUGUACGGGUGGCGGUGCUAUCGGCAUUGUGGAUGAGUUUGUGUAGUGGUGGUGGUGAUAGUAAUAGUGUAGUAGUAAUAGCUGAAGUAGUUGUAACAGUGUAUUGAAGAAGAAGGUGGAUGUUGAACCGGUGUGACACACGAACGUGCGGAGAGUGUGUGUCGAGUGUUUUCGAAACUACUCGCCGAAAUUGUUCGGCAACGUUGGAUGUCUCUCUCUCUCUCUCCCCCCCCCCCUCUCUCUCUCUCUCUUUCUCCCUCUAUCGUUAAGUAAAUGACGUGUAGUGUAACAUAUAGAGAGAAAAAGUGAGAAAGAGAAACGCGUAUAUGAGGUAGGACGCGCCACGACGCGCCACGACGCGAACUACCCGAGAUAUCCCUUCGUUAUUUGCAAUUAGAACGGAGGAACCUGCAAAGAAAGAAAGAAAGAGAAAGAGAGAGAGAGAGAGAGAGAGAGAGAGAGAGAGAGAAAGAAAUAUAUACACAUAUAUAAAUACAUAUAUAUAUAUAUAUACAUAAUAAUAAUAAUAACAACAAUAAUGGAGAAUAGACCGACGCCACUACGUUCGAGGCGAGUAUGCAGAUUCUGCUUGACCGAAAGUGAACCUUUGAGCUUCAUAUACGAGAGGGAUCACAACAAGCCUUUCCAGGUGCCGCUAACCCUGCAGAUCAUGUCGUGCGUUGCCAUCGAGGUUUACGCAGCCGACGGUAUGCCGCAGAUGAUAUGCAAUAUGUGUAGAUGGAAUUUGGAUCGUUCUUACAAAUUCAAGACGCAAUGUAAGAAAGCGGACGAAGCUUUAAGGGCUUACCCGUUGUCAGGUGUUUUGCCACGUCCAUUUCCACCGAUACCAAACGAACCACCAGAAACCGGUACGAAGAGAUCGUCCGAGCAGAGAGGGCAAAAUGAGAGUUCGAAGAAACCGCGUGUUGAUAAUGGCGACAGAGAUAGACGUGAUAACAGAGAACGAGACAGGGACAGAGAGAGGGAGAGAGAGAGGGAAAGGGAAAGGGAGAGGGAAAGGGAAAGGGAGAGAGAAAGACAAUCGGAGAAAGUACGGGAGAAGAGCGAGUCCCGUCACGAUUUCUAUGAGGAGGAUCAAGAUCCAGGUAGCGAGGGUGAACAAGAGACCAACGAUACGAAGGAGGAAAGGGCCAAGUUGGAGCCCGGUGAGAUAAGGGUUCACGCUUGCGACCAAUGCGAACGUACAUUCCCACUUAGGCAGGCGUUAGCCUUGCACAUUCAGCGUGCCCAUCGGGACAGAAAUUACAAAUGUACCGAAUGCGACCGUAUGUUUUUCUCAAAAUACGAUUUGAGCAAGCACAUGGCAACUCAUUCCGAGGAGAAGCCAUAUUCAUGUCAGGUAUGUCACAAACAAUUUUCACGUACUAGUUUGUUACAACGACACGAAAAGUUACAUCGUGACGAAUUACGUUUUCCAUGUCAGCACUGCGAGCUAGAAUUUUUUACCAACGAGGAAUUGCAAAAGCACGAGGACACGGUACACAAGAAGGACAAACCGUACCAAUGCAAUAUCUGUAACAAACGGUUCUCGUACAAACAGGGCUUGGAACGUCACGAGAUGAUGCACAACGAGGACAAGACAUUUGUUUGCGAGUAUUGUAAGGAAGCGUUCCGUACAAGUACGAAAUUGGCGAGACAUUUGACAACCCAUGCAGGACAUAGGCCGUAUCUUUGUAAACUAUGUCCGCGUACCUUUUUAUUAUCUCAUCAUCUAACAAGACACAUGCGUACACAUUCCGUCGAGAAGCGUCACGUUUGCGAGGAUUGCGGCAAGGCAUUUAAACGUAAGGAGAGCCUCGAGGUACAUCUUUUGACUCAUACUAAACGGAGCGGCAUGGGCUUGACCUGCGACGUUUGUCAAGAAUCAUGUCGCAAUAGGGCAGAUUAUGUUACCCAUAUAAAGCAGCACAUAGAAGCAGGCGAGAAAAUGGGACCGGACGGUUUACAGCCGGACAAUAAGAGUAAAAUUGAAUUGGAUUCGGAAGAGGAGGAGGAGGAGGAGGAACAAUAUUCCGAUGGCGACGACGAUUACGAGCCACCGGCAUACAUAAUUAAAAAACUUCCGAAGAGUAAGCCUACCGAGAGCGAGGAAGAGGCCGAUAGAGUCGAGAAAGAGGAUCGUAAAGAGCACGUAGUAUAUGUCAGAGGUAAAGAUGGUAAUAUGAUGAAGAAGACGAUAAAAACAUUGAUGCCCGUUCAACGUAGAGAGGUACAAGAUACGAAACCUAAAGCGAGUCCUAGUAAUACGCCAUCCAAUGUAAAGGCGCAACAAUUGAAGGAUGAAAAGACACGAAUUGACGAUACAGAGGCACAGGUACAAAAAAUCGUUGCCUCUGUCUUUAAAGAACACAAAAUACCUCUGAAGCAUCAAAAUGUUAAUCAGGAACAUGGUAAGGAUAGUACACCGUCAUCUAGCAGUGGUCAAACCGUCAAAUCUCAAACGUCGUCGCAAAGCUCACAGGGACAGGUAUCUUCCAAGGAUGAAAAAGCAGACAUGUCUACAUCGAAAUCCGUUAAUACGGUUAAGGUUUUCAAGAGAUUCGUCGUUAGGAAACCAGGUAAUACCGGUGUAGAAACGUCAUCCAUAACGUCAACCGGGAAAGAAUCCGUCGCUGAAUUGUCCAAUCUUUUAACCCAAGCUACAUCAUCGGGUGGACAUAAGGUCACGAAAAGAGUUAUAGUACGUAGAAUCAUUCGACAGGGUGAUACUACGAGAGAGGUAAUCAUGAAUCCAGAUGGUACGGUAAUAGAUCCAGCUGAAUUGGCUAAAUUACCUACCGGUAAUGUUGUUAAAAGAGUUAUCGUUAAAAAGCCAUUAGAUAAAACUUCUGGAUUGGUACAGGCUGUUCUUCAAUCCUCUCAGGAUACACGGCCAACGACUACCACAUUGAAAACAAACGAAACUAUGGCAACCGACUCGCCAAAGUUCGAAUUAAAGACCUCACAAUCGUCUAACAUGUCAUUGCCAACGUCGAAGACAACAACGGUAGGACAAAAAAUAAGUGGUGGUCUUACGAAGGACGAUCAAGAGACUAAAGAGAAAUUGGAACAAUUGGAGAAACGUGUUGAACAGCAACGCCUUAAGAUCGAGGAAUUACAAGCUAGAAAACAACAGGAGUACGAACCGAUAGACGAGAUGUUGCCAGAAAGACAUGAUGAAUCUGAGGACGAACAACAAUUACCAUUAAAGAGGGUAUUCGUUAAGAGGAAACAAAGUAUUUACGACGAGGAACAGGAAUAUAACGAUGACGUUAAACCAAUUACCUUUACCAGUUCUUCCGAGAAGGAUGAUAACGAACAGCAAGAUACUAAAGAUGAGAAUCAGGAUAAUUUUCAAAAAUUACCCGUUAUAACGACUACAGCGACUACAACUACGAUAACAACGGAUACCGUACAACUCGAAGUUCCUUCGUUAUCGACAACGGUCCCUACAUUGACAACCGUACCACCGUCUACUACGACGACAGCCUUGGUAUUGGCCACUCCUAUUUGUACACCUCGUAAAGAAACUAGACAAGCUACCUUGACAAGCUCAAAAGUAUACGGUAACAAAAAGAUAAUAGUUGUUAAAUCUGAGGAAACAUCGGAGGUUGACGAAAUGAAUCGGGAACUUAGCAGCAUACUCGAUUCGGCUGAUACAGUUGCGAAAAUUCAAGAAACAGUAUUAACAAAUCUUACACAAAUUUCAGGGGUCGGUGAUAAUUCUCAAAAGUCUUCUUAUUCUGGUGAUAAAUUAAAAGCCGCGUCUCAUGUAACGGGAUCUACAACGCCAAUGGAGAUCGAGGAAACUACGAUAACCGAGGAAGAAACUAUCAAUGAUAAGGAAGAAAAUUUGAAAAUUCAAAGGGUCGUAAGCAUGGACGUAUUGGAUACACAGGUUAUUGAAUUUAAGCCUGAAUUGGAACAUACCACGGAACAGAUCGUUGAACAGGACGAUAAUCAAGAAUCAUCUUUGACAUUGGACACCCAAGAUCUGUCGGAGUCGACGGAUAUUUUUGAACCAUCGGACAAUGUUCUCGACGUACAGAAAAAUGAUAAUACAUUGGAGGAUUCGGUUAUCGAGUUGCAUCAUGAGAACGAGUCGAUUAAUUUGAACGACACCAAUGACAGUCAGGACAGUCUCGAGGAUAAAUUAUCGCAGAUGGAGGGUUAAAUUGCGGGAUUAUUUUAUUAUAUUAAAAAGUGUCUCUCAAAAUGGAUCUACGAUACUACUACUACUACUACUAUUACUACUACUGCUACUACUACUACAAUUAUUACUGCUAGUACUAUUACUACUACUUUUAAAAAAAAAAGUGCAUCUUAAAAUGAUCUAUUUCUUCUUUUUUUUUUUUUUUUUUUUUUUUUAGAUAUACAUGUGGUUUUUUUUCGUGACAUUAAAGUCCGACAACCGACUUUAGAAUUAAUAUUCUCCGAUAAACAUUAUUGUAUUGUCACACAUACAUACAUAUGUACAUUCUAUCGAGAUAUUUCAUUCGUUUGUUAACAGCUAUAAUCAUACACACAUACACGCGCGCGCGCGAGCGCAUACAAACAUACACACACAUACUUUUCUUUUUUUCCUUCAAUGAAAUAACUGUUGAACGAUCGUUAUACGAAUUAAAUAAUCAUAUCCACAAUUUCA